Messenger RNA from Desarmillaria tabescens, 810 nucleotides. RefSeq lists its product as uncharacterized. The record is from RefSeq and is a predicted model, not a curated record. The transcript has 4 exons. Lineage: Eukaryota; Fungi; Basidiomycota; Agaricomycetes; Agaricales; Physalacriaceae. Bases 1 to 810 code for a protein of 269 amino acids.
AUGGCCUCUCCUCAUUCUGGCAGCAACAACAGCGCUCCGAUACCACGACCAUCCGCGUGGUCUCGUGGGCCUCCUCAUCAGAAUAAUCCAAUAAGCCUAUGUCGAGGGAAGAUUCUUCCUCUGGGGACCAGAGAGCUCAACAGGGAUACAACCGAAACAGGUCUACAAAACGCUGGGGCGUUAGUCACCAGUAAGUCGCAGCCCAACAACCAGUACAAGGUUCAUGUCGUCAAUACAGCGAGCACCACCACUGCUGCCAUUGUCUCCCAUGAGACCAAUGAUUUCCCCUUUCUUUUUGACCCUCUCCAAACAAGACUUGACGCUUUAGAAGCUGAACUCGCCCAACAACGACUGUUACUCCGUGACCUUAUGAUAUCUGCAGAGCACCUUGCACGACGGGACGCAAUCCUGAAGAGUUGGCAAGUGGCCUCCGAGGCAGAAGCUGCCUUGUACACAUAUAUUUGGCGGUCAUUGGCACCAGAACACCUGGAACAGCUUCAUUCUGUCACUGGAACAACAUUUUUCCAAAUUGUGAAGUUUUGCGAAAAGCAUCGCCGUCAGGGCCAAGUUUUGAACGCUCGCGACGCCAACGAUUUUGAUAUUUGGAACAAGCACUUGAAAGCACAAUGGGGUGGGAUCAUAGGAGCGGUAAGAGCUCGGAAGGAGCAGUAUGCCACUCAGAGGUAUGCUAUUGCGCAUCCUCACAUCACUGCCACAGACUACAACUCUUUCAUUGGGUCUCUGGAGUUGACUGAUGCAGAGCGGACAUUGCUGGAUGAUGUCCAAGCUGAUGUGUUGAGUUACAUGUGA